This is a messenger RNA of Amoebophrya sp. A120, 537 nucleotides long. NCBI's taxonomy places the organism in Eukaryota, Dinophyceae, Syndiniales, Amoebophryaceae. The record is from the annotation of a GenBank genome assembly.
AUGAAAACGUUCUCCUUUGUUCGUCAUGUCCUUGCAACGACCUCCGCCGGUGGCAUGUUUUUCAACUUUCCUGGAGAAGUUUUGGUAGCUUUGUUGAGUGCGGAAAUUUUUCAGACUACUCCAAGCACCACUAGCUACUUUCCCCAAACAGUGGUGGCUGUGCAAUUUAGGUCUGGUUUACAGCCCGGAAGCAGCAGCGAUGGUAGCAAGGGGAAUAGGGGAAGAGGACGAGUCAGCGGGCCUGGAAGACGCGGAGGGCGGUCGCAAAGAUUCCUGUUGAACAGGGAAAUGCGGGACUACGUUGAGAACGGCAACCUUUCAGGCGCGAAGGGUGUUUUUGAAGAUAUGAAACAGAUAGGCGUGAAGCCGGACGUCGUCAGCUACAACACGUUGCUGGGCGGCCUUGUGUUUUUAGGCAUGGGAAAAGCAAUAGAUGACGCGUUCUUCCGCGGAGGGGUGUUUUUAGGCGGAAAGCUUUCCGGACGCGGAAGGUGCUGCCAUUCUUCUGGUGCAUUUCUCCCCCUGCCGCCGCUCUGA